Messenger RNA from Austrofundulus limnaeus, 1352 nucleotides. RefSeq names its product ADP-ribosylation factor-like protein 6. Gene Ontology annotation, molecular function: GTP binding; GTPase activity. The coding region runs from base 434 to 1063 and encodes 209 amino acids. NCBI's taxonomy places the organism in Eukaryota, Metazoa, Chordata, Actinopteri, Cyprinodontiformes, Rivulidae. The record is from RefSeq and is a predicted model, not a curated record. The transcript has 9 exons.
ACCUCUGAACUGUUCCUGCUGCUUGGAUUUGCAUUUUUCACCAAAUGAGCCAAAGCAUAUUGUGAAGCUUACACAGACUCCAUGUGGAUUCAUGUUUGAGGACAGCAGAGGUGGUGAAAGAUAAGCUGCUGCUGUUAAGUACUAUGUUCCUUCAACAGAUUUGAAGCACAGGGCGGCCCUUCAGAGUGUAAUAAAUCAAAUGCUUCGGAUGGGGGGCCUGGAAUGCUCCGUAUGAGCAGGUCACUGGGUGGUUCACUGGACUUAAUUCGCCCUAAUAGGAUUACCUGUCCCAAGCUGGGAUGGCCAGGCAGCACCUCAUCUAUUAACAGCAUGCACAGUGAAUAUUUCACCACUAAUGUUGGGUUUCAUUAGAAUCUGUGAAUGCAUGACGUUUGAUUACCAGUAAUCAGACCCUCUAUGGGGUCUGAGUGAAAUGGGGCUUCUGGAUAAACUCUCAGGCUGGCUCAAUCUGAAGAAGAAAGAAGUCAACGUUUUGUGUUUGGGGCUGGACAACAGCGGGAAAACGACCAUCAUCAACCAGCUCAAGCCAUCGAAUCAUCCAAAUCAUUUAGGGCCGCUGUCAGCAGAGUGGAAACAUGUUUGUCAGACAAAGGCACAAGAUAUAGUCCCAACGAUUGGCUUCAACAUCGAAAAGUUCAGGAGUUCAAGCCUGUCAUUUACAGUCUUYGAUAUGUCUGGUCAAAGCAGAUACAGGAGCCUGUGGGAACAUUACUACAAGGAAAGCCAUGCCAUUAUAUUUGUUAUAGACAGCAGUGACCAACUGAGAAUGGUUGUUGCUAAAGAGGAGCUGGAUACUCUUCUCAACCAUGAAGAUAUCCACAAUAAAAAGAUGCCAGUAUUAUUAUUUGCUAACAAGAUGGACCUGCGGGACGCAGUGUCUUCUGUCAAGGUCUCGCAGAUGUUGCGUUUGGAGAACAUCAAAGACAAACCCUGGCACAUCUGUGCCAGCAACGCCAUCAAAGGAGAAGGUCUGCAGGAAGGGAUGGACUGGCUGCAAGAUCAAAUUCUACAAUCGUAUCAAAACGAWGAAGUGAAGGCAUGACCGCGGACAGUCGGAUGUGAAAACUCUCCAGCAUGUAUUCAUCACUUUUGAUGAUGUAGGCCUUAAGUUUCGAUGUCAAAUAGCCUAGCUCUUAUUUUUGUGCUACUUUUAAAACUUCCAUGUGGAGCAGCUUUAACAAAAUAUGAUUUUAAGCACUCCCAAAAACCCAAAUGUGUAUGUCUAAAUAUGCAUAGCAUAUUCACUUGUUCCUGCACACAGUAACGUUUAAAUAUUUUUGUGGCUGUUUUUUAUUAUUAUUUUAUUUGAUGCACUAAACACUUUUUAAAAA